This is a messenger RNA of Pieris macdunnoughi, 720 nucleotides long. The record is from the annotation of a GenBank genome assembly. NCBI's taxonomy places the organism in Eukaryota, Metazoa, Arthropoda, Insecta, Lepidoptera, Pieridae.
AUGGCAUCGAAAAUCCUUCUUUGUGUUUUUGCCCAAGUUUUGCUCAUCCAGAGCAUCUCAGCGUACUGUGCUGGCAGCGCAUACAAUGCUGCGUUGAACGCACCAUUCGCCGCCGACGCUUACGCAACUGAGAGAUAUGCGGCUAACCGCAUCGCUUCCGACCGCUAUGGAGCUGAACGCUUAGCCGCCGACGCUUACGCUACUGAAAGAUACGCUGCUGACCGUGUCGCUGCUGACCGUUUUGCCGCUGAUGCCUAUGCCACUGAAAGAUACGCCGCUGCACCAUUCGCUGGUCCUCUUGCUUCACCAAUGGCCUCUCCCCUAGGUAGUCGAUUUGCAUCCCCUCUUGCUGGUCCCUUUGCUGCUUCCUACGGAGAAAUUCCUUUAAGUUACGCAGCCACCGCUUCUGCCUCCCACGGGGGCCCCCUCCCAGUUGCCAGUUCCUCCCCGAUCCCCCCCAACGGUGUGUCUGUCUUCUCAGAGAACGCUAUCGAAGGUGCUUUAGCUGUUUCCGGUCAAUUACCCUUCUUGGGAACAGUUGCUUUGGAAGGUGCUUUGCCCACAGCUGGUUCUGGUGCAGUUAACUUUGGCGCUGGUAACGGCAAUGUUGCUAUCCUGAAUGAGGAAGCCUCAGGAUAUGGUUACGAACCAAUGGCCUAUGGUUACGAACCAAUGGCCUAUGGUUUCGGACGUGGACUUGGCUGCGGUGCCCGUUACUAA